Molecule: messenger RNA, 1617 nt
Organism: Dermacentor silvarum
Lineage: Eukaryota; Metazoa; Arthropoda; Arachnida; Ixodida; Ixodidae
Exons: 2
Coding region: 229-1548 (439 amino acids)
Biological process (GO): lipid metabolic process
Molecular function (GO): phosphoric diester hydrolase activity
Source: RefSeq, a predicted model, not a curated record
UUUCUUGAUAUUAUAUCCAUGUGUGAAAUAAAGAAUGAGGAAGUGCCAGUUGAACCCUAGAGAUACUGGAAUUUUGCUUUUAGUCAUGUAGUAUAGGUUCGUCCCCUAUCACGCGGUGACUAUAGAUGACUAUAGUAAAAAAAAUAGUGUUGUCAGAAGCGGUGCUAAUUAGCACUUGCUGGCUUCUCGCUAAGUAGCCAGUCAAGAAACAUCGCCUUAGCGGUAGCGAUGACACCUGCCGUGCUCCUUAUUUGGCUUGGCUGCUGCAUCCGCAACAAUCAUGCUUCUUCAGAAAUGCGACAGUCUGGCAUCUACAUAACAGUAUCCUCAUACAGCGGAUUUUGGAGUUAUGGACACUUCGAGAUUAAUUGGUUUGGUAUUCCUGAAAAAUACCUGGGAGUGACGUACGCCGUGCUGUCAAGGAAGAAUCCGCCGAGAGCAUAUUCUGACGUUCUCUCCAUCUCACCUGUUCUGCGACCUACCGACAGAUUUACGACAAGUGUUCCAGCACCGAGCUUUAAUGUCAGCACUUUGAUGAGGGGCGAAUGUCUCGGCUAUUGGGCUGUCAUACUGGGAGAAUCGCACAAGCCUUGGGAACCAGUCGUAUUGUAUUCUUCGUGCUUCACUCCUAAGCCUCGGUGGAUGCGGCAGAAUUGUUGCAAGCUCUCAACGCUUAGUCUUUUGGACAUGCUCAUUCCUGGUACGCACAAUGCUGGCAUGUACAACCAAAUGUACACGCAUCCACAUGAGGAGUACCUGUAUAACCAGGACCAAACCAUUGCGCAGCAGCUCGCAUAUGGCAUUCGUAGCCUGGAUUUGAGGGUACAGUACUCUGGCGGCGAGUUUUACGUCACCCACAGCAGAACGGCAGGGUGGCCCACCAUACGACAAGUUCUGAAGGAAGUUCGCGAAUUCGUGGAAGUGACCGGCGAACUUGUGCUUCUAGAUUUCCACAGAUUCACGAAGGGUUUUGACGAAGGACACGAUAACGUCCCUGCGCGGCAUUUGGAACUUGUGAACCUAAUUGUUACAGUAUUACGUGAUGUUCUUCUGGAGGGUCACGCCUAUGUAAUGAAGUUGGACAUAAUCUUGGAUGAAUGCAGGAACGAAACAAAGCCUCGCGGCCACGUGAUAGUGUUUUAUAAUUAUGAACAGUAUAAGGGACCAUAUGAACAUUACUUAGGGCCCGCUGUCGAGCACAGAUGGCCUAAUGCGCAAAGCCAAGAUGCCCUUAUGAGAUAUCUAAAAGAUAAAGCAUGCGUACGCGGAAGUGGUAGUAAUCUGAUUUCGAUAAUGGCAGAGCUCACGCCCUCUUUUCCAGCUCUUGUUAUUGGAAACCGCCGCGCGGCACAGUGGGUAAACCAUGACGUUACGGAAUAUUUCAGGCGAGAAGGACCAAACUGUUCUGGCAUUAUCGCCACGGACUACUUUUUAGGUAACGGGAUAAUUGAAGUAGCCAUUGAGGCUAACCUAGAGAAAGGGCGCGAAGGAUUAUUCGUAUAUCAAUAUCAACCUCAUAAGCACUGUAACGUAAGCGACACCGCGUAGGUACAUAUUUCGCAUUAGUCCCGUGCUGUUGGUAUUGUCAAAAUGAAAUAAAACACUUUUUGGCUGCGA